UAGUCAACAUGGUCAUCAAAAUUUCACUUCAUUAUAUUCCAUUCUUCCAAACUCUUCGUCAGCAAAUAAUAGUUCUACUGCCCUGCCUGAUCAAGUUGAAAAACCUGCUUCAAAUUCUUCAAAUGAUUUCAUGUUGAAUUCUAGACAUACUUCUGAUUUAGUACCCGCUUUUGAAAGGGCAAAGCAAAACGCAUCUGCAGAAGAUGUUAGUAGACUUGACUCUUUGAAGAAGCGGGCUAUUGACGAAGAAGAUUUUGACAAUGCUGAUAAAUAUAAGCGUGAAAUUGAUUCCAUCAAAUCAUACAUAUGUAACUAUUUAGAAGAAGAGGGUCUAGAUCUUGAUGAGUCGGGCGAA
Molecule: messenger RNA, 355 nt
Organism: Racocetra persica
Lineage: Eukaryota; Fungi; Glomeromycota; Glomeromycetes; Diversisporales; Gigasporaceae
Source: the annotation of a GenBank genome assembly